Penaeus indicus is the source of this 5403-nucleotide messenger RNA. RefSeq names its product zinc finger protein 62-like. Bases 1 to 4809 code for a protein of 1602 amino acids. Gene Ontology annotation, biological process: regulation of transcription by RNA polymerase II. The record is from RefSeq and is a predicted model, not a curated record. Gene Ontology annotation, molecular function: RNA polymerase II transcription regulatory region sequence-specific DNA binding; DNA-binding transcription factor activity, RNA polymerase II-specific. Lineage: Eukaryota; Metazoa; Arthropoda; Malacostraca; Decapoda; Penaeidae. Gene Ontology annotation, cellular component: nucleus. The transcript has 6 exons.
AUGUGUUUCGGGGUGCAUAUACUGAGACUAUCAGGACACUCAGGACGUUUCCGCUUGAACCUGAGGAAGAAGAAACCAAUAUGUGUGGAGGGCAGUGAUGGAUUGCAAGAGAUCCGAGUCCUGGAGAUGGGGGCCAUGAAGGAAGAGCCACUUGAUGUCGAGAUUAAACGGGAGGAGGAUGUGGACCCCAAUAAGAGGAAGCUGCCACCUCGGAGGAGGGGUGCUCGGUAUGAGAAAAUGAUGCAAGCCCUGAAGAGGCCAGAGUACGACGAUGAUGAUGACUUCUCUAUGGGCGAGGAGGAGGACAUUUCCCCAGAUUAUCUGACGUACCGCAGGCCAGCCCCCGCACCCAGACCAAGGGGUACCUCUGGGCCGGGGAAACGAGGUCGCCCUCGGAAGCACUGGCCGGUACCCGAGGGAAUAGUGAAGGUGGAACCGGAGCCAGCUGAGCCCCAGCAGCUGAUCACAAGCGACCUGGAGGGAACGCAGCUGGAAGAGGUCACACCCGGUGACCUGAUGAGCAGCAUGGUGGUUAAGAGUGCCAACCUCAUGGGGGCAGAAAAACACAACCUCCUCAUCACCUUCCAGAAGCCGGAGACAGGCGAGAUGGUCAUCACCAUGCUGCCUCCGCCUCCCACAUCCACGUCGUCCUCUGCCACGGCCCUGCAACAGCAUCAUCAUGAACAGCAACAGCAACAUCAACACCAUCAGCAUGACCUCCAUGAUCACACCACAACAGAGGGAACGCAGACUGAAGAAGACAUCGGGCUAGGUACAGAUGAUGUUGUAAGUGUGGAUGGGCACAAGUGUGAGGCAUGCGGUGAGGUGAUUCCUUUCAAGCGGGACUACAUCCGGCAUCUCAGACAGAAACACAACCUGCGUCCCUUUGAGUGCGACCAGUGUGGUAAGACUUGUACCUCACAUGUGGCACUGGAGGCCCACCACAAGAUGCAUGGGUUGGAGCGCCCCCACCGUUGUGACCACUGCGGCAAGGGCUUUGUGGACCCGUCUCACCUGAAGACACACGUCCUCACGCACACUGGCGAGAGGCCCCAUCGGUGUCAGCACUGCCCUAAGACCUUUGCCCAGGCUUCGCAACUUAAAAAGCAUCUGGCCAUCCAUGAGGAGGCACAUCAGUACCGUUGCUCUGUGUGUAGCCGCACUUUUGCUCACCGAGACACACUCUACACACACAUGAAAACCCAUACGUCCAAUCGUCCCUUCAUCUGCGAUAUCUGCAGCCUGGGAUUUGUGACGAGCAGUGGCCUCAAUCGCCACAGGAAAGUCCACAAGAGAUCUAGUGAUCCUGUGGGAGGCUUAGAGGAUGAGCUCAAGUGCAGUGUGUGCCAAGCCAACUUCACCUUCAAGCGUACUCUUACCAAGCACAUGAGCACUGUCCAUGGUGAUCGUGUCAUGGUGAAGGAGGAAGAUGAGACAGAGGUGAAGCCCUUCCAGAAUGAAAACUCAAUUGUUGAACAGCUUCAGGAGCAACUGAAUGAGGGCUAUGCACCAAAGACCUCAGAGCUGUAUGAUGAGCCAAAACAGUCAGAAACACUGGAGAGCAAAUUUCCCACAAACCCCUUCAAAUGUGGAAUCUGUGAGGAGUCCUUUACUGAUGUGGAUGUCCUUUGUGACCACUAUACAAAUUGUCACACUGGUGAACAGGAGGUUUACUGUGAUGUAUGUAGUGUUGGCUGUGCCACAGAGCAGCAGUUGGAGCAACACAAGCAGCUGCAUCUGGUGGAAGAACAGCAGUCCAUCAUCCACACCAUGCCAACUGAGGAGUUCCCUUACGUGUGCCAAAUAUGUGGCAAGAGUUUCAAGAAACACCAGGAGUGGGUCCGUCACCACAGAGUCCACACACAAGAGAAGAACUACAAGUGUGACUUGUGCAAUGCCAGCUUCCCACUCAAGUCUGCCCUGGAUAAGCACGUUCUUGUCCACACUGGCGAGCGACCUUUCAAGUGUGACAUCUGCCUGAAGAGUUUCCGCCAGAGUGCAGCCUUGGUGAGGCACAAGCUCUGGACCCACCGGCUCAAGAACCAGAACAAAUGUGAGAUUUGUGGUAAGACCUUCUUCACCCCUGCACUGCUCAUGUAUCACUUGGACAGCCACGGGGAUGCAGGUCAGAGGGUCAAGUCACGGCUGUCUGAGGUGCCAGAGGGUGAGGAACAACAGUUGCUUGACCAAAACAUGGGUCAGGGAGUAGAAGGGAUGGAAGAUAUAAGAAUGGAAGACAACGUCCGCCACAGCUGUGAGCACUGUGGCAAGAACUUCCCCAGCUAUGUCGCCUUACUUACGCACAAGCUGUCACACAAGCUCUCAGCCUCUUACAAAUGUGAUGUGUGCCACCGUACGUUCCGUGAGAAAAGGUACCUCCAGAAGCACAAGCUCACGCAUAAAGGAGUCAAAAGUUGGAAGUGUGAUAUCUGCAAGAAAGCCUUUGCAACCAAGCUUACCCUCAUUCGCCACUCACAUGUGCACCUGCGGGAGGCCCUGCGACCUGGGCCAGAGCUACCCUUUAUUCCUGAAGAGGGAGAGGAGGGGAGUGAGGCCAUGGGGGGCAGCACCCUCCCAUCUGUCCUCAAGUGUGAUGAGUGUGGGAUUGACUUUGCCCACAAGAGCCACUUUGUUAGGCAUAAACUCCUCCAUUCAGGCACACCACUGCUCAAGUGUGGACUGUGCAACAGACUCUUUGUGCACAAGAGCGAUAUCAUUCGACAUAAAGUUAUGCAUUCUUUCAUGUUCACUUGUGAUGUCUGUGGACGUAACUUUCAUAAGAGAUCAUUAUUUAUUAUGCACAAAAAGAAACAUGUUGAUGAUAAGCCCUUUAAAUGUGAGUGUGGUAAAAGUUUCUCCACCAGUGGGAACUACAACACUCAUAAACGGAUUCAUAGUGGUGAGAAACCUUACAAGUGUGAUCAGUGUGAUUACAGGUGUUCUCAGAGUGGCCGCUUGCUGAAACAUAAGAGAAUGCACAGUGGGGAGAAGCCCUUCCAGUGCAAUACAUGUGGAAAGUACUUUGCCAAUGCUGAGUCUGUCAAGAUCCAUAUGAGGAUCCAUACUGGAGAGAGACCCUUCAAGUGCGGUAACUGUGGCAAGACCUUCAUCAACAACAGUAGCCUCAACCAGCACAUGCGGGACCACAUUCGUGAGGAGAUGUUUAAGUGUGACAUGUGCAGCCACAAAUUCCGCCGCGAGCACCACCUGACUAAGCACAGACAAAUCCAUCACCUGAGACCCCAGUACUCCAACACUGGAAUGGGCUUAGAAGCAGAUGGUAAUGUGGAAGCUCACUUGUAUAUGUGUGAGAUCUGUGGACGAGUGUUUGAUAAGAAGAAAUACUUGUACACACAUCACAAUGUACAUUCUCGCCAGAGGAACUUCCCAUGUAAUGUGUGUGGGAAGCAGCUAGCCUCCCGCUUGGCACUUAAGAACCACAAUCUCAUCCACACAGGCCAAAUGCCCUUCAAGUGCCCCCUGUGCGACAAGGAGUUCCGCAGUUCGUCCAACCAGAAGCGCCACACGCGGACGCACACAACGCAAGACGUGUUGCGUUGUGAUGUAUGUGAUGAGACCUUCUACAGCACAGACCUUUUAAACCAGCACAAGGCCACCCACAUGCAGGGGAUGAUGAUGAUGAACCCCGGUGUGGAGGGGGUCACCAGCACAGAUAACUCGCACCAUCUUUACGUGUUCGAGACAGUGGGUGAGGUGGGUGAGGCGAUGGACUCCACGCAGCAGCUGCUGGUGGACAACAACCAGCAGCAGUUCCUGGUUGAUGGGUCGCAGCCGCUGCUGGUGUUCCCGGAGACUGCAAACACGCCCUACUCGGAGCUGGCCGAAGCACCUGAUCCAGAGCCCGAGCAGCCGGACCCGGAGCAUCAGCCGCAACCUGAGGUCAUCAUGGUGCAGGAGAAGAUGGAGGAUCAUGAGGAGGAGGAGAGGAUCGUUGAGAAGCCCUUCCGCUGUGACGACUGUGGCAAGUCCUUCGCCAAGAAGCAGUACCUAACGAAGCACAAGUACCGCCACCGUGAAGUGAAGCCGCAUGCGUGCGAUGUGUGUGGCAAGCGCUUUGCUCAGAAGUUUGAGGUGGCUGUCCACAAGAUCAAACAUACGGGUGAGCGGCGGUUCCAGUGCGACGUGUGCUGCAAGCCGUUCCGCAGCAAGGUCAAUCUGCUCAAUCACAAGAUGCGGCACACGGGCGAGUACCCAUUCUUGUGCUCUGUGUGUCGCAAAGGUUUCUCCACGCAGCUACAGCUUGAACGCCACGUCACAUUGCACACAGGCUCACACCCAUACAAGUGCAGCAUCUGCCAGCGCGGCUACACGCAGCGCAUCAACCUGGUCAAGCACCUGGCCAAGACCCACGACAUCGUGGAUGCGUCACAGAUCGAGGCCAUGAAUUCCAUGGAGAACGCAGAAGCGGUCGAAAACAUGGAGGGCAUGGAGACCAUGGAAGGUGUAGAGGAGAUGGAUGGCUCGAUGCUGUCGGGCGUGCAGGAGGCGGGCAUGGACGGCGCCGGCCACCAGGGGGGUGUGGAGGAGGCUGAGCAUGUGGCCAUUGCCAUGGACCCGGACCUUCUACGAGCGGACGUGCCACAGGCAGCGUACUCGGUGGUGGAGGUGCAUCCAGAGGGCCUCAAGGAGUACCUGUUGGCUGGACCACAGGUAGUGUCAACGCACGACAUGGACCCGAAAUUGCUCCAAUCCAUCCUACAGCAGGUGCGUGCCGCUCCCGACGACAGUCACAUCACCACCAUCGCCGACUCGCAGGCCGUCGUGCAUGUCACCGCCAUGGAUGAGUAGGCGCCCCAUCUCCCCAUCCUCAUCCCCGUCCCUUUCCCCACCCCCACCCCUCUCAUGGUCUGAUGGCCCUGCCUUCAUCCUUUCAACAUUCCUUCAUCUAAAGACCUUUCCUGAACAUGAAGGGCAUUCCCACCCUAGUUUAUAAACAUUUCAUUACGUAUGUUCGUUUUAAUGAAUUUGAAUAAGGUUUCAUGGCAUUUGGAAGGACUUGAAACAGAACAAACAAUUAGAAAUAUCUUCCUCUCUGUCCCUGUCGCCGCAGAGCGGACAUACAGCCUACAAACCACACCUAAUAAGUCAUAGGACAUGAUGUCCUUUUUGAGUAAAAAAGUACACUUAAGAAAAACGUUCUUUUUUGACGUUAACAUUUCUAUAGCUCGUCUGGACUCUUUAAGAGUGGACGUUUGUUUCUCGUGCAUGCAUCUAGGUGAGCCUUUCUGAUACAGUUGUAUAUAAAACGCGCGGUUUCCGACUGCAUUGCAUUAGAGAAGAAGGACCUCUUUUUGGCUUGAUAGAUUUCUCUCCCAUUUUCUACAUAAUGUAAGAAAAUAUCAGAAGUAAAGUGUAAAUAUGAAAAUAAAAAUGUAAAAGAUA